CUUUUCGUUUCUUGAUUAUUAUUUUUCAUUGGACGACCUUGCCUUACCAUUGUUCGUGGGUGCCCACUUUGCAGCUUUUUUUGUCCUCUAUCUCUUCUUCUUCUUCAACCUCUAAGUUUUUAUAUUUAUAUAUAUAUAUACAUGUUCGUAUAAAUAUAUGAAAUUUCUUUUUUUGGUUGUUUUCUUUUAGUUUCUUUUGUAAUGAUUUUCUCGUUGUUGAGGAAUCUGAGCAGUUGUAGGUUUGAAAAUAGUAGCAGUUUUAGGUUUUGAUAUUGAUCAUUUGAUCUUCGAAAAAAGAAGAACAAACGGCUCUUUUUUUCUCGGUUGAUCUUUGAUCUUUUUGUUCUUGAAUUUUGUAUUUUGCAUAUAGAAUUUGUAGUUUUUUUGAUCAAUGUCUCAACCAAGACAGUUUCAGAUGAUGGGAGGACAGUACAAUGACACGACUUUUACGAAAGUUUUUGUGGGUGGUUUGGCUUGGGAGACACAGAGAGAUACUAUGAGGCGUUAUUAUGAGCAGUUCGGAGAGAUUCUUGAAGCUGUUGUUAUUACAGAUAAGAACACUGGAAGAUCCAAGGGUUAUGGCUUCGUUACAUUCAAGGAUCCAGAGGCGGCCAUCAGAGCUUGCCAGAACCCGUCUCCCGUCAUCGAUGGACGAAGGGCUAACUGCAAUCUUGCAUCACUCGGCGCGCAGAAGACCCGUCCGCCAACUCCUCAACAUGGGGGAGGACGGUUUAGAGCAGGAGGGGCUGGGGUGGUGGCUCCACAUGGUGGUUAUCAUGGUUCAUCAUCUUCCUACAUUCAUCAACUUUCUGGGCAGUACACAUUUCCUUAUUCAGCUUAUGGGUACACUGGAGGAUAUUCACCAGACACCAUUUACCCUAUGAAUUACUAUGGGGUUUAUGGAGGUCAACAAUUUUCACCUUAUUACUCAACUGGAGCAUCAGCAGCAAAUCCAGGGAUGUUUCAUAAUUUCUACCCAUAUUAUCCACAGAGUAGUCAAGCUCAUGGCUAUGGAGUUCAGUAUCCUCAUCAAGUGGUGCAAUAUCCUUAUUUACCUCAUAAUUAUGGCUCCUCAGGAAUUCUGUCUCUCCCUUCUUCAGUUUCAACGCCAGUAUUGCCAGCUACUGUUACCACAGUAGCUGCUGCCACGACAACGACAACGACUGCAGUGGGAGGAGAACCGGUUGCAUUGCAAGGCGGUUCCGGAGCGACUUCUGAACAGAAUUCAUCAACCUAAUUUGUGCAACAUUUUAUUGUCUUCUUACAAGACUAACAACAGUUGAAACGGGACUUCGAGAGCAACUGAUUGAAGGGAAUAGGAUGUCUGAUGAGCUAGAAAAACAUUCUAGUAUUCGUUCAUCGUCGAAAAACAGGCAUUUGAGGUGCAGAAUGAUCAUACAUCCUUUGGCUAAUUAGGAGAUUAGAGAGUCUUAAAUUAAGUAAUUGAUAGCAUUAGGAAAAAUCAUAUUCAUUUUAUGUAUUAGCAGCAUAAGGUAGAAACCAAAAUUGGCAUUGGAUUCUACCUCAAAAUACUGAUUAUGUCUCGGUUGCAGAGAGCAUCCGAUGACAUACAUGUCUAUAUUUCAAAGUUUUUUGGGUUAGAAGAUUAAUUUUGUAUCUUUCAACCCAUAAAUUGGUCAACAAGAAAAAAGAACAAAAGUUGAGCUUGGAUAGCUCAGCUUAUUAACUUGUAAUUUUUUGGUUUCUUCAUUAUUCAUCAUUAAAAAGAACAAUUCAUCUCUUUUUCACCUUUUAA
Molecule: messenger RNA, 1756 nt
Organism: Mercurialis annua (annual mercury)
Lineage: Eukaryota; Viridiplantae; Streptophyta; Magnoliopsida; Malpighiales; Euphorbiaceae
Exons: 6
Coding region: 392-1237 (281 amino acids)
Molecular function (GO): RNA binding
Source: RefSeq, a predicted model, not a curated record